Messenger RNA from Symbiodinium sp. CCMP2456, 363 nucleotides. The record is from the annotation of a GenBank genome assembly. Lineage: Eukaryota; Dinophyceae; Suessiales; Symbiodiniaceae.
AGGCCUGGUUUGGCUCGGCCGGUCUUCGUCGACUGCGACUUCCAGGAGUUCGCAGAUGCAUUGGCGAAGGAGUUCGAAGAGGACUCGGAGGCUCAGGCAAAGCUUGGCGCGACGGUGGCGGCGAUUCGACGUCUUUCCGACCGUUACUUGAUGCUCACGCCGCCCUAUGUAGUGCUCAUCACUCGCACCUUCGUCACUUUGGAAGGUCUGGUGGAUCGCGUUGAUCCCGACUACAACAUCUACACCAUGGCUCUGCCCGUCACCUUGCGGCGCCUGCUCUCCCCAGCAACUGCCGAAGCGCGGGAGGCUCUGCGGGAGCGCCUGCUGACUGAGGAUGGCGAGGUGAAGUGGAACCAGCUGGAG